AGAAUCUUCAUGCUUGUAUGACUCGGAGCACGUAUUUUGCCAUUACAAACGGAAGUCACGUAUAGCAAGGACUACUGAGAAAUCACUUUGUAAAUUAAUGGGAAAAAGACAAUUCCUUGAGUCCUUAGACAAUACAUAUUGUAAAAAUUGGAAAUAAAAUGUAAACAUCAUUCCGCAAUUUGAAGUAUUAUCCGAAGGCUUAUUUAAAUUGCUGCCUCAUCAACAGAUAUAUUGCAAUUAAAGAUAGAACUAGAAUGCAAACACUUAAAGAGGAUACGUUUUAGUCGUUGGAUUUUAAUUGUGAAUAAAAGCCAGGGUUGUAUCGAAUGAAUAGAACCGGAUAACAAUAGUUUCUAAUUAUUUGAAUAAUCGAAAUUGUAUGAUGUAAUUAUCUUUGCUCUAGAUUUCACUAACAAAAGGACUUAGAAAUUAGAAAUUCGUUUUUAUUUUGAAAUUUCGUUACACACACAUGAUUUUAAAUACAGUGCGUUAAUUUCUUAUUGUGUUUGAAAGAAGAAAUUAUUGCAGUUGACGGGAGGAUAGCGAUGCAGAAGAAUUAGUUAUAGAGUAAAGAGGAUUGAAUUUUAAAACGAUACAAUGGAGUGGUUUAUUGAGAAGAGGUGGAUUUGGAUCCUUGAAUUUGUAACAAUUUUUGUGUUCAAAACAGUCCUUACCCACAAUUUCACUCAGUUUACUCUCUCGUCGAGUAAUGCACGGUAUUCUGAUAAAUUAGUGCAACAUUUAAACACAAGCAUAAUACAAUGUGCGAUAUUAUGUAAUGGUGCAGAUGAAUGUACGUCUGUUAACCACAAUGCGGACACGGGCGUUUGCGAACUAACAGCAUACGUUCCUGGGGUGGUGACACUUUCAACAGAAACCGAAUCCGACUGGAACGUUUAUUAUGAUGAUCGUUUUGUUCCUGCUGUUGAAGCGUGGCAGCAAUCUACACACGUGCACGUGAAUGGACCACUUGCAGCAAGCUUUGCUAUAGAUGGUAACCGCGACAAUAACGAUAAGGUGACUUAUGAAAUAUACUGUGCUCAUACUGUAAGUGGCUUUUCUUAUUGGGGAAUGGAAUUUGAGCGUUUUGCAGAAGUGUCCCAUGUCAUCAUCUUUUUUAGGAAUUCCUCACAACUCAACUACAGGAAUGCGAAUUUGCGGUUACUGAUUUCCCCUACCCGACAAGAUUCAGACAACAAUAACGGAACUGACUGCGCAUACUACGUCGGACCACCAGCAUCGCCGUCUUUACCUGUAAAGAUCCCAUGUGCUCAGCACGUGACAGGAAAGUUUCUGAAGAUCAUCCACAACCAGGAUGACCCCCUUGGUCUUUGUGAAGUAGAGGUUUUCUCGGUUUAGAGGGGGAACUGCUGAAUUCGGUCUGAUUAUUGUUUGCGUCCGCACUGGUCAUUCUUUAUUAUAUUCUUUCAUUUAAAAUCUGUAAGUGGCAAGUAGAAUGUAUUCAAUGAUAUAAGAAUUAUGAGAGAUGAAAAUCAGCAUCUAAUUAUUUAAGAGGUAUGACCACCCUAAUAAGCACUGUAAGGAGCUUACAAAUUGAUAACGUGGGUCAUUUAAAUGUUUUAUUGGACACCUCCAUACAGACUUUAAACAAAAUUUACCGUAUGUUCUAUGGGUUAUGGAUAGUUUUCUGAAUAAAUGCUUGAAUAUAAGAUAGG
This is a messenger RNA of Ruditapes philippinarum (Manila clam), 1676 nucleotides long. RefSeq lists its product as uncharacterized. Lineage: Eukaryota; Metazoa; Mollusca; Bivalvia; Venerida; Veneridae. The coding region runs from base 598 to 1359 and encodes 253 amino acids. The transcript is spliced from 3 exons. The record is from RefSeq and is a predicted model, not a curated record.